AGCAUCCGUCAUCAGCUGAUCACUCUCAAGGUCUCCUUCGCAGAGCAUCAUGGGGAGGACACUGGAACCGCUGGUUCUAUCCGGGGACCGCUACAUCCCCUACAACUAAACCAACGUUGGUUCACCAUCAGCACCAUAAUAGGGGACCCACGCCAAAAAGAGGUCACGCAGAGAGCAUCUCGUUUUUCAUAGGUUGUUAGGAGCUGGACUAACUCCUCAAAGGGAAACGUGCGGAUUGUCGCGCAUCCACUCCACAAACCUGAGCUAUAUGAAACGAAUAACGAAGACAUUUGCAAGGGACUUUGUUUUAAUAGUAUUCUACCGCAUUGGUGCCAGUUGAGUCGUGGAGGGCGGGAGAGGAAUAGCACGACUGGUCACGACAGGUCAAUUGCGGCUGCAGCUUUCAAGACUGUGCGUGCUUUUCCACCUGAAGAUCUUUUCUCUUGUCCUCCUGUCCUGUUUGUCACCUUCUCAUCAAGAGCUGAUAUUUGUUGGUGAAUAUCUAUCUAUUCACUGAAGAUGGUGGAGGAGGAGAAAAAGCAGGUGACAGGAUACCUCCUGUUCUCCCUGGCCACUGCAGUCAUUGGCUCGCUGCAGUUUGGCUACAACACAGGGGUCAUUAAUGCACCUGAACAGAAACUGCGGGCAUUCUUCAAUAACACAUGGAUGGAGAGGUAUGCCGAGCCCAUCAAACCAGGAACGUGCACCAUUGUGUGGAGCUUGUCGGUGGCCAUCUUUAGUGUGGGCGGCAUGGUGGGCUCCUUCAGCGUCGGAGUGAUGGCAGACAGAUUUGGGAGGAAAUUGUCCAUGUUCCUGGUCAACAUCCUGGCUGUGUUCGGAGGCCUCCUCAUGGGUUUCUCCACCAUUUGCUCCUCCUAUGAGAUGGUCAUCGCUGGACGCCUCGUCAUUGGCCUCUUCUGCGGCCUCUUUACCGGCCUUACGCCCAUGUAUGUGGGGGAGCUGUCCCCCACCCCUCUCCGAGGCGCCUUCGGCACCUUGCACCAGCUGGGCGUGGUGAUUGGCAUCCUGGUGGCUCAGAUCUUUGGCUUGGAGUCUCUGCUGGGGUCGGACAAGCUGUGGCCUCUGCUGCUGGCACUGACGGUCAUCCCGGCCGUGCUGCAGUGUAUCCUGCUGCCCUUCUGUCCUGAGAGCCCCCGCUUCCUCCUCAUCAACCAGAACAAGGAGGAGCAGGCCCGCAAAGCCCUGGUGCGUCUGCGUGGCACAGAGGAUGUGAGUAAAGACAUGCAGGAGAUGAAGGAGGAGAGUUCCAAGAUGGCCAUGGAGAAGAAAGUCACCAUCCUCGAGCUGUUCCGCACCGCAGCCUAUCGGCAGCCGCUCCUCAUCGCCGUCAUGCUCCAUCUCUCCCAGCAGCUCUCCGGAAUCAAUGCUGUGUUCUACUAUUCAACUGGUAUCUUUGAGUCAGCCGGUGUCACCCAACCCAUUUACGCCACUAUUGGAGCAGGAGCUGUUAACACUGUCUUUACAGUGGUAUCUCUCUUCCUGGUCGAGAGGGUGGGACGAAGGACUUUGCAUCUCGUCGGAUUGGCCGGAAUGGCCAUCAGUGCCCUGCUCAUGACUAUUGCCCUCCUGUUGAAGGGCUACUCGUCUCUGAGCUACCUGAGCAUCGGGGCAGUGUUUCUGUUCGUGGCCAUGUUUGAGAUGGGGCCUGGACCUAUCCCAUGGUUCAUAGUGGCAGAGCUCUUCUCCCAGGGUCCGCGGCCGGCCGCCAUAGCCGUGGCCGGCUGCUGCAACUGGACCGCCAACUUCCUGGUGGGAGUCAGCUUCCCAAACUGGAGGUGUGAGAGGUUUCUCUAG
This is a messenger RNA of Oncorhynchus masou masou (cherry salmon), 1815 nucleotides long. Its product is annotated as solute carrier family 2, facilitated glucose transporter member 1-like. Gene Ontology annotation, biological process: dehydroascorbic acid transport. The record is from RefSeq and is a predicted model, not a curated record. The transcript has 10 exons. Lineage: Eukaryota; Metazoa; Chordata; Actinopteri; Salmoniformes; Salmonidae. The coding region runs from base 520 to 1815 and encodes 431 amino acids. Gene Ontology annotation, molecular function: D-glucose transmembrane transporter activity. Gene Ontology annotation, cellular component: plasma membrane.